UCAACCCCUGCCAUUCUGUACUUCCCUUACCGUUCGUUUCCUAAGCGAAGCAAUCAUUCAGCACUAAGGAACCUGCAUUUAUCACUUGACCUACUGCCCACUAUCGAGCCUCCCUUUCCGGAGCCAGGUGAUAGAGAAGCUCACAAAGCUCAGCUGCAGAACGCACGCCCUGCCACAACCCAAACGCACAGCUGUGGGGCGCCUAAAGCACGGCCCGCACGGAGCAGGCGCAGCGCCCGCCCUACACACCAGCUGAGCCUGCGCGGGGCGAUGGGCGCGCGGCAGCUGCGGGCGCUGCUGGGCCUGGUGCUGCUUUGGAGCGGCGCCGGGAUGGCCGAGGCGCUCCAUCCCACCGCGACUCCGCCGGCACCGGCGCACGCAUGUUCAGAGUUUUCCCAGAGGUCCUGCGAAGAAUGUUUAAAAAAUGUUUCGUGCCUUUGGUGUUUCACCAACAACACUUGUAUUGAUUAUCCUGUAAGAAGCAUUCUUCCACCAUCUUCGUCGUGUUCACUCUCAAAUGCUCGAUGGGGAGUUUGCUGGAUAAACUUUGAGGCUUUAAUUAUUGCCAUAGCUGUAGUAGCUGGAAUCAUUCUGGUGUCCAUAGCAGUCUGUUGCUGUUACUGCUGUUACUGCAGAAAACGUUUCAAGAGUAGACCAGAUGAAGAAGAAGAACAGCUAGCUAGAAAGAGGGAGGAACGAAGACUGCAGUCUCUUCAGAGGAAACAUGAAAGAAAACAGAAGCAUGAUGAAAUACGUAAGAAGUAUGGUCUUCUCCAGGAAUCUGAUAAUCCAUACAGCAGAUUUGAGAAUGAAUAAAGCUGUGCACCUUCCUUCGGACAUGCAGCUCCAAAAUACAGAAAGAUUGUAGGUUUAUGGUGGUUUCCUUUGUUGCUUUUUUUCGUUUGCUCUUUGAGGUUGUCUUUUAUUUCUGAAGAUGGUUCCCCACCUCCUCCCAGUGGUUAUAAAACUUAGGUGUGGGCGGAGAUUUCAUGAAAUAUGUGUCUCUAUCUUUUAUCCAUAUAUUAUCCAUAUAGAACUGUUUUUCUUAUAAAUGGUUUGUUGUAGAAACGUGUGCUGAUUAUAUUAACAUGUUUGAAACAUUAACUUUCUUCCUCUUAAAACUGUCUUCUGUUACCCAAUUUAGACGGUUAGCAGUCACAAUCAAGUACUUAAAUUCAGCAUCAACUCCCACCUAAACCAUUCUUCCUGUGUUCCUAAAUAAAGAUUUUCCUUUAUUGUAUCUGUUUUUAUAAAAAAUAGAAGGCAGUAAGGGAGCAUAGCUUCACACAGCAGAAAUAACUGAUGUUGGUACUGAGGUAGGUGGAACUACAGCAGGCACAUUCUUAUGUACCACCAUAACAUGAGAGUGAUUUUCUUGUUAUCCCUUUGGGAAACAGUCUUCAAAACUACUCAACUGUUGUCGAAGGGCUUAAUGAGGGGAGCUUAUUUCUUUUUGAGUAAUGAAGUGCAGUUGUGAAAAUCACUGAUUUUUGAGAAAAGAAAUUACUUCAGAAUUGGCAGAAGGUAAUUCUUGAAAUGAAUGUAGAAUGUGACUAGAUGUGUAUGCACCUGCUUUUAAGAAGGAACAUCAGCCUCUGUGAACACUUCUUUUGUAUGCUUUUUUGUAAGUUGCCAAUGUUCUGUAGUUGUGAUGGAGUGAGCGCGGUGAUUUGAACCCAGCCAACACUUGAGCACUGCUCACUUGCUUGCUUCCCAUCCUGCACUGCACGAGGGAGAAAAUGGGAACAGCGCAAGUGAGAAAACCUAUGGGUCAAGAUUAUGACAGUUUAGUAAGUGAAGGAAGCAGGAGGGAGGGGG
This is a messenger RNA of Tympanuchus pallidicinctus (lesser prairie-chicken), 1818 nucleotides long. RefSeq names its product pituitary tumor-transforming gene 1 protein-interacting protein-like. The transcript has 7 exons. The coding region runs from base 271 to 816 and encodes 181 amino acids. Gene Ontology annotation, cellular component: nucleus; cytoplasm. NCBI's taxonomy places the organism in Eukaryota, Metazoa, Chordata, Aves, Galliformes, Phasianidae. Gene Ontology annotation, biological process: protein import into nucleus. The record is from RefSeq and is a predicted model, not a curated record.